AUGGCUCCAUUACCUCCUGCAGAACUGCACUCGAGUCCUCUGGCCGACUUUUUCUGGAUCGCCGGUGUCGAUGGAGCGGAGAUAUUCGACAUCUUCUCGAAACUGGGGGAGGAAUACCACGCCAAUCAUGCCCAGCCAUUGCCGGUAACGGACACAAUCCAGGAAGAUGCAGAUGCGGAGGAGGAAAGCCUCCCGUCUGGGGAAUUCUCACAACCAACCUCGAAGCGGAAUUCGUGCCAUUGGCUCCCAAAACCCUCGGAUGAGGCGAGAUUGUCCUUACGCUCCGUGUCUUCGGAAACACCGAGUAAUUGGAGUAGCAUGACUAUCAAGGGCUCGCAAUCUCCGAAUGGCGCGUCCUUACUCAGUGAUGGUGACUUUGAUAGAGCAUUGUUGAAGUUUGCCGCUGAGAGAGACUCCUUUUUGUCAGAUCUGUCACUCGGUGCAGGCGCUUCUAUAUCCAACAAUCGGCCAAAACCUAGACCAAAGACGCAAAGGAUUGUGGCAGAGGAGAUCAAUACUUUGAAAUCAGGCAUUGGUAGUGUUCGCAGACACAUGUCCUUCAGAGACAUGAACAGCAUGAAAAGGCAGCCCUCCAUUGCGCGUCAAGCUUCUAUUCGCACCUCUAGACGACUAAGCAACUAUAAUUCAGUUAUCCCAGUGCCUCAGCCGCUUGACGUAUCUCCUAAUAUGCACCCGCUAAAGCGGAAGUUCGAACCUGUCCUCCUCGAUAGAUACCCGCCGAAAGGGGUCCCUGAUGACACCAAACAGAGAGGCAGUUUCCCUGAUUACGUCCCUAUGUUCGCAUUUCCUAACGAUAUCAAUAUCGUAUCUUCGGACCAGAGACCCCGCUCGAGCUGGCAUGGUUUCGCAAUGACAUCAGGAGAUGGAUCUAAACUGUAUGGGGUCUGCGUUACGAUUUGGAUUCCUCUCAGCCACAAAGCUGCAGAGGAAUUGGAGAAACGGUGUGAGGAGUGGAGACGGGACAACAUGACAGAUGAGGAGCGGGAGCUAGCCGCUAGCCUUGGUGAGCGUCUUGCGAUGGAAAGAGCAAGGCUGUCCAGGUUACUUGCUCAACUCCCUUCGGUCCCGUCAGGCUCAGCUUCCAGAGACCAGCUUGAAGAUGAGAUAAGUUCGGUGGAGGAGAAGAUUGGGUUGAUGGCCGACCUCCUUCGCCCAGUUCGACUGGGUGCUGCAACCAAAAUCGACGGUCUAACCGACGGGGAUACCGGGUUUUGGAUACCCAGAGCAUACGGGAUAUUAGGAAAGGAUGGAUCCAUGACAAGUUUCUGGAAAGAAUGGCUACGAGCCGUUGUCGUCCCCAUGACAGAUGGUGCGAUCCAAAGGGUCCCUGCCAGUUCUCCCCGGGUUGGUAGGUGGCAACCGUUGGAGCGUUAUAUUGUCAACCUGUGCACAGAAGCCUUCAGCCCUCUAUCUUCGAAAACUCAGGUUGAGCUUUCAGUGCGGGAACUACGACUUUUCGCAAGGAAAGAAGCGGCUAAUGAAUUGCCCGGCUCUCGAAAUACCGACCUAUAUGCGCUCUUCCGGUGUCUUUCAAUCUCGAACAUAAUUAUUUUGUUUGAAUACGUUCUUGCUGAAUCUCGAAUCAUUCUUCUGUCAUCCCAUGCUGCUAUGUUGCACCUAGCUAGUAAAGCUCUCGUUGAUCUCCUAUUCCCAUUCCAGUGGACAGGUGUUUUUAUCCCCAUUCUCCCUGCUCGGCUUAUCCAAGUCCUUGAGGCACCUUGCCCCUAUAUUGUGGGAAUUGAACGCAGAUACGAAAAGGCCGAACUUCCUUCUGAUGACUUUGUGCUCGUGGACCUCGACCAGAACGAGAUCGAGAGCACCGCACGACCCACUCCACUACCCCGCCAUCAUCGUCGAAAACUCCAGUCGCUUCUCCAACUAGCAGCGCCUCUGCAUCAUCGAUACGGAGUCCAUCCUGGGCCACCAUGUUACGCAAUUGAAACAUAUCCGUUCGACUCGUUUCCUGGAGAAAACCAAUCGAUAUUUUCACCCAGAGCGAUGUCCACUCAACUCGAUAAAUACGUCAGCCUUAAUUCCACGGCGUUCGGACAAGACGCCACCGUCAUUCCACCUCCACCAAAUUUUAAUGUGUUUUUGAACGCCCGCAAUGAUGUGGCCCUCUCCAGGGGUCAAGGCCGAUCAAUGACAAGCUCAACCUCCAAAGUUUGCACUCCACCCUCCCCUAAGAAUUCAGGUGGUUCUCCGACCUCGACUAAAUUUUCCCCAUUACCCCCAACCCCUGUAUCUCGCAACGACUCGGGAUUUGCUCUUCAAUCCUCCUUGCGGGAGAAAAGGUCUGGCCAUUUCGAUGCCUCCUCCCGAAGAAGCUAUUCUUUUGGAGACAGAAGGCCAGGGUUACCCAGAAGACCUAGCGCUCCAUUCCUCGGGCACACCUCCAAUUUAUCUGUCUCAACACUAAAUACUGACACGGGAACUUCUGUUUAUGCAGCAUCCAUAUAUGCCCAGUCCACGUUAGCUGCGUCGACUAUAAUGCCACAAUCGUCUCAACAAGCGCUGCGAAAUCCAGUUGGCAGUACUCUGGUCGAAGGGCACUGUCUACAGCUACAACCAUGGGAUGACAAAACUUCCUGUUCGAUAUGCGAUGAGAAAGCAGAAGAAGGCAUGUACAAAUGUUCAGCUUGUGGGACAAUUGUUCAUACCCGUUGCGCAUCCCAGAUUUCAUUGGUGUGUCCUGUCGCAUUCUACCCUGAACAAGUUAGGGCAGCUUUUGUUCGGUGCUUCGCGAGCCUGUUGUAUACAUAUAAGAAGUUUCUCCAACCAGCAUCUGGUGAUAAGAAGAAGGCCGGCUUGACUUACGAUUUCAACAUGGAUGCAUUUCUCAAAAGCUUGCCUCACGAGCACGCAGAAUACAUGACAAUACUACAGCAGACGCAAGCUUUUAACGAGUUUAUCAGUGAACGGGAGAGGGCAACCCCUUCAUACAAAGAUCCCCGAAUCACCCUGUUCGACGAGAUUAUCCUAUCAAAGCGCAAUCGGGGGCGGACAUCAGUAUUCUCGGGGCGCAUGACGACAAAUUUCUUAUCGGACACGUCAGAUCAUCUCUGGUGGUCAGCAAGUGCAACUGCUCCACCCAGCAGCCGACAUCAACCCACCUAUCCAAGCGAUUGGAAGAACAUCGUUACAAGAACUCCUGCAAAACUAGAUCCGAACUAUAUGAAAGAACCGCGCAUGAUCCAAGGAGAGCCUCGAAUAAAUAAAACCGCAAACAAUGCGAGAAGAAAACCAGUCGCUACGGUUCCAAACACAUAG
Messenger RNA from Paracoccidioides brasiliensis Pb18, 3291 nucleotides. RefSeq lists its product as uncharacterized. Gene Ontology annotation, cellular component: cytoplasmic vesicle. The transcript is spliced from 6 exons. Bases 1 to 3291 code for a protein of 1096 amino acids. The record is from RefSeq and is a predicted model, not a curated record. Gene Ontology annotation, biological process: regulation of Rab protein signal transduction.